GCGUUCUCUUCCUUCCUGAGUUCUCCUUCCUCUGUCUGAACUUCACAGACUCUCUUCACAUGGCAAACCCUAGUUCUAGGGUUGUAAGACAGCUUCUUUUGCCCAAUAAACCCAUUUCCUUCUUCUCCCAUCUCUGCCGCCAUUUCAAAUACCCGCAAAGCUCUCAGUCUCUCUCUCUGUUGAGAACUUUUGCUUCGUCGCCGUCCUCCUCCACGCCGCAAGAACCAGAUCCCAUUCCCCUCUCCCUCUCCUCUGAGCUACUCAAAAACCCUGACUCGGAACCGCUUCCAAUCUCCCAAAGACUCCACCUAAGCUUUUCGCACAUCAAUCCAAUACCUUCCUUGGUCCUCUCCACACUCAAUCUCUGCCCCGAUGCCGGCCGUACGGUCCUGGGGUUUAAUCACUGGCUCAUCUCUAAAACUAGUUUCACUCACACCGAUGAAACCCUGUCCUACUUUGUCGAUUACUUCGGCCGACGCAAGGAUUUCAAGGCGAUCCACGAAGUCCUCGUGAAUGGAGUUGGACUCGCUGGGCCUAAAACCCUGGAAUCUGCCAUUGACAGGCUCGUCCGUGCCGGGAGACCGACUGAUGUGGUGUCGUUUUUCCAGAGGAUGGAGAUCGAUUACGGGCUCAAGCGAGACAAAGAAUCGCUUUUGCUGGUGGUGGAGAAGCUUUGCGGUAAUGGGUAUGCGAGUUACGCCGAACGAAUGGUGAAAAACUUGGCAAAAGAGUUUUUCCCCGACGAGAGAAUUUGCGAUUUGUUGGUGAAAGGUUGGUGCGUGGAUGGGAAGCUUGACGAGGCCAAGAGAUUGGCUGAGGAGAUGUAUAGAGGAGGGUUCGAGAUUGGGACAAUGGCGUACAACGCGAUUCUUGAUUGUGUUUGUAAGAUUUGUAGGGAGAAGGACCCGUUUCGGCUUCAUUCGGAGGCCGAGAAGGUGCUGGUCCAAAUGGAUGUUCAUGGGGUUCCAAGAAAUGUGGAGACCUUCAACGUGUUGAUCACAAACUUAUGCAAGAUUAGGAAGACUGAGGACGCCAUGAAAUUGUUUUAUAGGAUGGGAGAGUGGGGUUGUUAUCCGGAUGAGACUACGUUUCUUGUUUUAAUUAGGAGUUUGUAUCAGGCGGCGAGGGUGGGAGAAGGGGAUGAAAUGAUUGAUGGGAUGAGGUCUGCCGGGUACGGUGGCAAGCUUGAUAAAAAGGUAUAUUAUGGGUUCUUGAAGAUUUUGUGUGGCAUUGAGAGGAUUGAUCAUGCUUUGAGUGUUUUCAAGAAGAUGAAGGAGGAUGGCUGUGAGCCCGGGAUCAAGACUUAUGAUUUGUUGAUGGGUAAAUUGUGUGCUCAUAAUCGUCUCGAUAGGGCGAAUGCGCUGUUUAAUGAGGCUAGAAAAAGAGGUAUAGCCAUGGAGCCUACGGCAUAUGCGGUGGACCCAAGAUAUGUGAAGAAGAAGGUGAAGGUUGUGAAGAGUCAGAAGAAGAGGGAGACACUGCCGGAGAAGAUGGCAAGGAAGAGGAGACGGCUAAAGCAAAUUAGAUUGAGUUUUGUGAAGAAACCUAAACGAAUGAUGCGGCGAGCUUACUGAUCUCAUGUGUUUUUAGCACACUAUGUUGGGAUUAUCAAGUGUUAUAAAAAUGGUGAUCAGGUUUUAUUUUUUUGAGGUUUGAAUCAUUUGUCUGAUGAUUAUUACGUUGUUCUGAUUUUCUCUUGCUGUUUUAAUCUUAUGGUUAGCGACACUAGAAAUAAAAGUUCUUGCAACAUGGGCAAUCGUA
Juglans regia (Persian walnut) is the source of this 1761-nucleotide messenger RNA. RefSeq names its product pentatricopeptide repeat-containing protein PNM1, mitochondrial. The transcript has a single exon. Gene Ontology annotation, molecular function: protein binding. NCBI's taxonomy places the organism in Eukaryota, Viridiplantae, Streptophyta, Magnoliopsida, Fagales, Juglandaceae. The record is from RefSeq and is a predicted model, not a curated record. Bases 60 to 1574 code for a protein of 504 amino acids.